CGGACCCCUCCACCUCCUCCGAGAAAAACAACAGCCUCAAUGGCUUCCAAACGACCGCUGCAAUCCCUCGUCUCCACCGCCUCGUCGUCGCUGCGGCCUGCGCAAUCGUCCAAAACGUCCUUUGUGCGGACCUCCGCAUGCGCAUUUUCAACCACAACCCCAUCCAAGGCGGCCGAAUUCGACACAGAAGCUGAGGACCGGCCGCGAUGGAAGCAGACACCCGUGCGCAUGGUGGCCCCUUUUAGAAUACGGCCACAGGCAAGAGGCGGCGUUUUCAAGGUCAAUGAGGACCCCAAGCGGUUAGACGAUGCCUAUGUGCGCAUGUUGGGCCCUGGAGGCGACAAGGUGCUGGGAGACGAAGUCAAGUGGCUAGCGGUGACACACAAGAGCUUCGAACACGGAAAGCGGGGGUUCAACGACCGAUUGGCAUAUCUGGGAAGGAGGAUUGUUGAACUGCAGACAUCACAAGCACUGAUCAACUCGCCGCAAGAAAGUCAAUGGCCCAGAGAUUCCAAUGGUGUACCUAUGAGCGACGAAUUCGGCCGGAAACCGUACCUUCACCCCGCUUUGACCGGACUGCAGGGCUUGACCGAAGAGGCAGAAAAUAUGGUGCUGAGCAAGUCACGAUUAGCCCCAAUAGCAGAACGGUAUGGUCUGGAUAAGGUCACUCGGUGGAAACCCCGGAGGGCGGACCAGCUCCAGGCGUCUGGUCUUGAAUCUGUUCUCAUGACUUCGCUGUAUGCCAUUGUUGGAGCGGUGGCGCUCGAGCGAGGCGGCGAGGUAGCCAACAAGGUUGUGCAGGACAAGAUCCUUACACCACUGGGCUUUAGCUUUUCGCCCGAUUCAUGACCUGAACACGACACGAACUUGAAUUUUUCGUGUACAAGACCACCGUUCCGAAAUCUGUACCAUAUUGUAAACAAAACAUGACACGGUGCAUGUCAUGAUUCUGUACCAUUGUGACUAGCCUGUUGUCUUUGUCGCUCUAGCCGACAGGUGAUACGAAUGAUUCAGUCCAGGAGCUCAUCAGGCGAUAAAGUGGAGUAUCCAUCUGACCGUUUCACC
This is a messenger RNA of Exserohilum turcica Et28A, 1065 nucleotides long. RefSeq lists its product as uncharacterized. Gene Ontology annotation, cellular component: mitochondrial large ribosomal subunit. The coding region runs from base 40 to 849 and encodes 269 amino acids. Gene Ontology annotation, molecular function: structural constituent of ribosome; ribonuclease III activity. NCBI's taxonomy places the organism in Eukaryota, Fungi, Ascomycota, Dothideomycetes, Pleosporales, Pleosporaceae. Gene Ontology annotation, biological process: mitochondrial translation; RNA processing. The record is from RefSeq and is a predicted model, not a curated record. The transcript is spliced from 3 exons.